Messenger RNA from Limulus polyphemus (Atlantic horseshoe crab), 1218 nucleotides. RefSeq lists its product as uncharacterized. The record is from RefSeq and is a predicted model, not a curated record. The coding region runs from base 373 to 1173 and encodes 266 amino acids. NCBI's taxonomy places the organism in Eukaryota, Metazoa, Arthropoda, Merostomata, Xiphosura, Limulidae. The transcript has 3 exons.
GAAGCGUCAAAUCAAUUAUAUAGGCAGGCUUAACAUUAUGGUAAAGUGCAGAGCCGUAUGGCUCUAUACAGGUUUUAACUAAAGUGAAAUGUCGCAUUGCACAUUUUGACAUUAUUUAAUACUAUUCUAAAGUUAUCGUGUACAUUGCGUAGCAUAUAUUCUCAACGAAAAAUACCUUUAAAUUUUAUAUGAAAUUUUAAUGUCUUACAUUUCUGUAUCAAUUAUGAUUAACAAGAAUGCAGACACCGGAUAUGAGAUGGGGCAAUAUAUGCAAUCUUUUCCGGUUUACAGCGCUUGCGGAAGAAGACAUUGUAGCUGUUACGUUCGUCGACAUUUUAAAUUGUAUACUUGUAAAAGGCUUUCAGUUAUAUUAUGGAUUCAGGUGAUGCCAAAAGCGAGAGUACCAUCACAAACUUUAGAAGUCAGCUGAGUACUGUUGCAGACAGUUUUCUCAAGUUGGCCCCAGAUCAACAGUCUGAAGCUGUGAAACUUAUCCAAGGUCUUCAGUCAGUUCUAGUUAACCACCUACCCAUUAAUGUCGAUCCCCAAGACACUUACAUGCUGGAAAGAAACCAGCAAAUCGCCACUUUCCUCUUUCACAAUUUAAACAAUACUCUUGGAGAAGGUUCUGAUAGUGAUGUUUUUAAUCAAGAAGAAAAGCCCAAUAUUAGAAGUUCUAAAGAAAUGUGCAUUCAACCAUCUCCCGUUCCUUCACACUUCGUUACUGAGCAACGUGAUUUCGUGAAUGCAAGCAGAAGAAGCACAAGUAAUAUACGUGAUGAACAUUUGAAUAUUACCGCUCAAAGUUUUAAACCUCCAGAACAUGCAGAAAAACAUGAUACUGCAUACUCGUCCACUCAGGUAGAAAACCUAAGUGUCUUACAGUUUGACUCGCAGGCUAACAAUUGUCUUAUGACAAAGAACUUGGAAGUAUCUGAAGCACAGACACAAAUCCUUAGCCAAAAUGCAUCAGUCAGCUACAAAAGUAUGGAUGCUGAAUCCAUAAAAUCAUCGCAGACAAAAAAUAUGCCUACAUUCUCUGUUUGUGACAUUGGUCCUACUGAUGCGGAAUACAGUAACUGUGAUGUGAGAGCAUCAUCUCUAUUCCAAAAUUCAUGCAACAUGUCAACCCAAUCCUCACACAAGUGGAAAAAAUUCUCCCGAACAAACUGACUGUGUGACUGCAAAAACAGAGGUUACGGGUAAAUUACCUGAAAA